GGGGCCUAGCUGAUCCUGGGCCCGGGGCCUGGUGGGGCCUAGCUGAUCCUGGGCCCGGGGCCUGGCUGACCCUGGGGGCUGGGGCCUGGUGGGCCUGGGGCUGGUGGGGCCGGGCCGGGCCCAGGGCUCGGUUCUCCUGUCACUGCCUCGCUGUAACGCCGUCCCCGUCUCUCCGCAGGCCGCCAUGACCAAGCUGGCGCAGUGGCUGUGCGGCCUGGCCCUGCUGGGCUCCGCCUGGGCCGCGCUGGCUCUGUCCCCGGCCGGCCUGCAGCUCCCGGUGCCGUACCGGCAGGCCCUGCUGCCGCUGCCCGUCUACCUGCUGGUGGCCUUCGGCUGCUACUCCUUGGCCACCGUGGGCUUCCGCUUGGCCACCUUCAACGACUGCGAGGAGGCGGCGGCCGAGCUGCAGGAGCACAUCGCCAUGGCCCGGGCCGACCUGCGGCAACGGGGGCUGCGCUUCGACCCGCAAUAAAGCUCCGGGACAGCGGC
Numida meleagris (helmeted guineafowl) is the source of this 489-nucleotide messenger RNA. It is a transcript of the gene DPM3, whose product is annotated as dolichyl-phosphate mannosyltransferase subunit 3. Bases 185 to 472 code for a protein of 95 amino acids. Gene Ontology annotation, biological process: GPI anchor biosynthetic process. Gene Ontology annotation, cellular component: endoplasmic reticulum membrane; dolichol-phosphate-mannose synthase complex. The transcript has a single exon. The record is from RefSeq and is a predicted model, not a curated record. NCBI's taxonomy places the organism in Eukaryota, Metazoa, Chordata, Aves, Galliformes, Numididae.